AAAUCAAAGAAGAGUGUGUUCUCCACAAGUUUUACAUACCCCCAAACAUACAUUUUCACCUCACACAAGUACACAAAAACACUCUCCAUUAAAUUCUUACAUAAAUUUUGUGCGAAGAUUAAUGGGUUCGAUUGCUGCAGGCUUCGUGGGUUCUGGAUUAUUUUCACUGGGUGUGUCGACACCUACACGGAAGCUCGGAAAUGAGAAGUUGAGGAGGACAGUGAUAGUGAGAGCAGAAGGUAUAAACCCAGAGAUAAGAAAGUCAGAGGAGAAAGUGGUGGACUCUGUUGACCUUACUCAACUCUCCAAGGCCGUCACUCCUUAUUGCAGAUGUUGGAGGUCCAAAACUUUUCCUUUGUGUGAUGGGAGUCAUGUGAAGCACAACAAGGCUACUGGGGAUAAUGUCGGGCCUCUUCUCUUGAAGAAACCGUAAUGAUAUACUUGUAAUGCCAUGCUCUGAAAUUCAAUUCCCAUUUAAUGUCAUGUUUUGAACUGAGAUCAAUCAUGUAUCCUGCAAAAGACUACUUUACUCAUUUUCCCGGGUGCUCUCUUCUGGAUCAAUUGAAGCUGCAUUUGGUUAU
This is a messenger RNA of Daucus carota subsp. sativus, 581 nucleotides long. RefSeq names its product CDGSH iron-sulfur domain-containing protein NEET. NCBI's taxonomy places the organism in Eukaryota, Viridiplantae, Streptophyta, Magnoliopsida, Apiales, Apiaceae. The transcript has 2 exons. The record is from RefSeq and is a predicted model, not a curated record. Gene Ontology annotation, molecular function: 2 iron, 2 sulfur cluster binding. Gene Ontology annotation, cellular component: mitochondrial outer membrane; intracellular membrane-bounded organelle. The coding region runs from base 122 to 433 and encodes 103 amino acids. Gene Ontology annotation, biological process: regulation of autophagy.